UAUCGCUGGCUGAACGUAUAUAAUUACAAUUGCAACUGAUUAACGUAGUAGGUGGUACUUGUCGGCCAUUGUUCCAUAGAAGGCAGUCGAUUGAAAUUGGAAUUCGGCAAUCAUGCUCUCCCCAAGACUUGUUAUUCAAUAUCCAAAGGUUAUCAAGCGCAACAUUGGAAUAAUGGCGCCCGUCAUGCAAAAGGUAUCAGACCCAAUCCAACAGCUCUUCCUGGAUAAAAUCCGGGAGUACAAAUCCAAGAGCUCUGGCGGAAAAAUGGUUGAUCCAACUCCUGAACUGCAAAAGGAAAUUAAAUCAGAACUGGAGAGGCUUGCCACGCAAUACGGUGGUGGCCCAGGUGUAGAUAUGACCAAAUUCCCAGCAUUCAAAUUCGAUGAUCCGCAAGUUGACAUCGAAGCAGGUUCCAAAGCCAAAUAAAUUCUAUUAAAAUGCACUCAAAAUCAGUAGGAAAAUACAAAAAAUUAAAUAAACUUCAUAAAAAUAUGACUUGUAAACUAAGAGAAUAACAGAGAAAGUUUAAGAUAAUGAA
Messenger RNA from Fopius arisanus, 539 nucleotides. RefSeq names its product ATP synthase, coupling factor 6. The record is from RefSeq and is a predicted model, not a curated record. NCBI's taxonomy places the organism in Eukaryota, Metazoa, Arthropoda, Insecta, Hymenoptera, Braconidae. Bases 113 to 427 code for a protein of 104 amino acids. Gene Ontology annotation, biological process: proton motive force-driven ATP synthesis. Gene Ontology annotation, molecular function: proton transmembrane transporter activity. The transcript is spliced from 4 exons.